Pelodiscus sinensis (Chinese soft-shelled turtle) is the source of this 1078-nucleotide messenger RNA. Lineage: Eukaryota; Metazoa; Chordata; Testudines; Trionychidae. The record is from RefSeq and is a predicted model, not a curated record.
CUUGCCCAGGGCCUGGAGCGCACGGCGCGGGAAAGUUUCGGGGGCGGGAACACGGCCUGGGAGGAGGAGAAGCUGGCGAAAUAUGCCCACAGUGAGACGCGCCUGCUGGAGGUGCUGGAGAGCGUGUGCGACAAGUCGGACUUUGCGUGUCACCAGCUGCUGGAGCAGAGCGAGGAGCAUGUGGAGAGCUGGUGGUUCCAGGGACAGCAGCAGCACCCUGACUUCUUCCAGUGGCUCUGCAUGGACACCCUGAAGGUCUGCUGCCCACCUGGAGCCUAUGGCCCCGACUGCCUGCGUGAGUCACCGGCCUGGCCUUGCCGCCAGGCGGGCCCUGGGCGGGGGCUCCAGGGGGAGGGACAGGCUGUGCCCAGGCCCGUCAGUCAGCACGGCCCCUGUCCAGGCUGUUCCCCGCUCUGGCGUGCGAGGGCAGAAGGGGCCCCAGAUAGGCUCCCCAAGGGCCCAGCUUUCCUGCCCAUGGGGGUAGCUGCCACCAUCCAGCGGAAGAACAAACGCCCUUGUCCUGAAAGCCAGGGAGCAGCAUGUGAACUGCUUCCAGGGGCACCCUCCGCCCUUCCCCCAAGAGCUUGGCAAACCAGGAAUGUGGACGAAUGUGCGAGCGCGCCAGAGCCCGUCUGCACCGGGCCCCAGGAGGUCUGCGAGAACACGGAUGGAAGCUACCGGUGCGUGUGUGCGGAGGGCCAUGUCCGCAAGGAUGGGGAGUGCGUGGAGGACAAACCCCCGGACACGCCAGCCAAGGGCUUUUUCGAGGAGGUGACGGAGGACGAGGUGGUGGUGCUGCAGCAGAUGUUCUUUGGCGUGGUGAUCUGCGCGCUGGCCACGCUGGCUGCCAAGGGCGACAUGGUCUUCACCGCCAUCUUCAUCGGCGCCGUGGCAGCCCUGGCCGGAUACUUCCUGGGGGCCCGGCCCUCUGCGCGGCUGCUUCAGGGCUGGUCCACUGGGCAGCCCAGAACCGCUCCCUGGGGCGGGAGCUGAGGUAGGCGCCACCCUGCUGCCAGCUCGCCCUUGCUCCGGUUGCUGGCCAGCCCGGUGCUGGGCACGGCUCCUCCUGGCCUUGGCA